AUGAAGAGUCAGAAAAACGUCCGAAGCGACGCAAAGUCGCGGUCGCAUGCGAUGAAUGUCGCGCGCGGAAGGUCCGGUGCGACGGCAUCCAACCCGGUAGGUCUCGCAGGUCUUCUUCCGAUGUCCGCGUUGCUUCGGAAUAUGAACCGCCUUGCUGACCGCAUCUCUCAUUCCUGGUACCUUAGUCUGUGGGCCUUGUACGAAGCGUUCGGAUGCGCGCUGCGUUUACACUGCUACAUCGCUAGUUUGGAAAAUAAGAUCAGACAUCUAGAGAGCCCGAGUGGGCAGCAGGUGUCACGUUAUGCGCAGUCUACAUCGCCAAUCAAUCAGGUCUCACCUUCAGUCCAGUCAUCGGGACAACCCAGUCCAUCACAAACGGUUCCUCUCAACCGGCUCGAUGGAAGGAAUGGCUUCUCUGCAGGCACUGGAGGGCAGCCAAGCAAUGCAGUUUACCGUCGUUUGGAACGUCCUUUAGACACUGAAGGACGAGAUGAUGGUGUGAACGCAAUGAUGGGUUCUCUGGAGGAGGAGCGCCAGACACAAGGAUUUUUUGGCAGCUCAAGUGCUACCAGUUUCAUGCGUCAGAUAAAGACAGCUGUGGAAAAGAGGGUAGACUCUCCCAACCGCCGAGCAUCCGAGUCGAUACUGGGAAAUGCGCCGCAAUCGAGUUUUCUGUCCAAAAGGUCCGAAAGACGCUCGACGAUAUCCAACUAUGUGCUUCCUCCAAGAAAAACGGCUGAGAGCCUUAUGGAUGUGUACUGGCGAUUUGUGUUUCCUCUCUAUCCGCUGGUUGAUAGCAUUCAUUUGCGAAAGGAGUAUAGCAAGCUCUGGACCGGAGAAACGCUCGACUCGGACGAGAAUAUGCUCAUGUGCACAUUCAACGUCAUAUUUGCUUUGGCCUGUCAAUUGGCUGAUUUCAUCCCGCCGGACGAGCGAGAAGCCUCUGCGGAUGCUUUCUUCUCGCGCGCAAAAGACCUCCUACACUUUAACCUCUGGCACGGUGGCUCCGCUGCUCUGAUUCAAUGCCUUCUGCUGAUGGCUCAGUACCUGCAAAGUACUGACUCAGCACAUCAAUGCUGGAUUGUCACUGGCUUGGCGAUUCGGAACGCUCAAAGUUUGGGCCUGCAUCUUCCACAGACCAUUGCCCGUCUACCGAGUUUCCAAGAAGAGCAACUCGCACGGAAGGUCUGGCACGGAUGUGUUCUUAUGGACAGGGUCAUUUCCAUGACAUUCGGACGACCAGCUAUGAUCUCCAAGGCAUCCUGUGGCUCCGUUCCGCUGCCAGCCACAGUGGACGAAGAGUACAUUCCCGCAGCUCUGGGUGGUGAAGUGAGACAACCCACGGACCGUCCUUCCGUCAUGGCCUUUUACGCAAAGUCCCUUGAGCUCUACGAGAUUCUGAACGAUAUUCUGCUCAGCCUCUACAAACCUGUUCCCGAAGAGAACCCUGAAGACAUUUACGAUUUCUACUUCAACAAAGGACCGGAUGAAGGCGAACGUACUAUCUUCGAACUCGACCGAGCUCUGACCAAAUGGACUCAAAGUCUACCGCCCCAUCUCCGAGGAGAUACACCCUCCGAGCCUGAGGAUGCAGUUUUCUACCAUCAGAGUGUGGUUUUGAGAGCUCGGCCGAUUUUAUCAAAAUACUGUACUGCUCGCGAGAAUACACCGCACGAUCCGCUUAUCUCAGUGAAUGAUUCGUUUCCCCAGCGAGUUGCGCAGCAGUGCUCCAUCAUCUGUGUCAAGGUCGCGCAAGAGGUUAUUGAAUUGAUCCACAGCAACAUCCCUGCCGACGGCUCUGCCGGUCCACUUCCAGCUUGGUGGUACAAUAUUCUCUCCUUCAAUGGAGAAUGUACUGACAGGGAAGAUGUCUACACGGCAGCGACGGUCCUGAUCGCCGGGCGCCUCCGAUCCGCUAUCCUCGAAGCAGUCACAGAAACAGCGAUAACUAGAUCCUGGAAUUGCGCCCUUGAAAUAUUGAGAAGCUACCACAGUUACAGCUCAUCCGCUCGACGGUGCGUCGCAGCAUUGGAGAUCCUCUACGAAAGGGUCGUGUCCGAAGGACCACAACAGAAUGAGCCGCCAACCCAUGCUCAAGCCAGCACUUUCAGCACCAUGAACGACAUGUCCCUUGGCGAAGGCAUGAAUACAGACUUGCUCGAUGGGUUCGAUAUGCCUGAUUUCCAGGAUAUGUCAUGGCUGAACAGCGUGCCGAGUAAUCUUUAUUGA
Aspergillus udagawae is the source of this 2229-nucleotide messenger RNA. Its product is annotated as transcription factor domain-containing protein. Lineage: Eukaryota; Fungi; Ascomycota; Eurotiomycetes; Eurotiales; Aspergillaceae. The transcript is spliced from 5 exons. Gene Ontology annotation, biological process: positive regulation of transcription from RNA polymerase II promoter by galactose; DNA-templated transcription. The record is from RefSeq and is a predicted model, not a curated record. Gene Ontology annotation, molecular function: zinc ion binding; RNA polymerase II cis-regulatory region sequence-specific DNA binding; DNA-binding transcription factor activity, RNA polymerase II-specific. Gene Ontology annotation, cellular component: nucleus. The coding region runs from base 1 to 2229 and encodes 742 amino acids.